AUGAUCGUCCUAAGACCAGUUUCACCCGUCACAUCGAUGAAAAACGACGAAGACGACGACGAACCGGCAUCCCCCGAGCCGGGCCCCUCCUCAUCCGAAGGCUCCCUCGACGAGCACCCCCGCCCCCACAACCCCAGCACCGGCCUCGCCUACAUCAAGCACCUGGUGCAAAUGAAACUCCAAACCUUGGGCGUCAUCUCCACAGUCCCCGUUCAAGCCGAAUCCGAAACGCGCCUGCGCAAACAGCGCUCCGUCGAAGACGUCACCGCCUACCAGGAGGACUACGACUACUCCCCGGAGGGCACCACCGACACCUCCUCCCAAUCCUCCUACCUGAACCUCGACGAGUUAACCAACGGGGCGAUCUUCACCAACGGCGACAGCGCCAGCCUGUCGUCGGCGCCCGACCCGGCGCCGCGCACGCGCGAAGUCGGCACCAGCACGUCGGUGUCGAUGACGGAGGGGCCGUGGAUCGGGCGCGAUUCGGCGCCGGCGCCGAGACAGGCGCGGGAGGUUACUAUCGGGGAUGAUGUGCCGAUGCGGCAGUAUCUGUACGAGUUGACUACGGCGUUGUAUUUGGCGGCGCCGAGAGGGGCGCCGGGCGGCCAGUGGGCGCCGGACGAGGCGGACGGGCCGGGGAAUCCGCGCAUCCGCCACCAGGGCACCAGCACCACGCCGGAGAAUUUCCAAGGGGAUUUCUAUGGGUAG
This is a messenger RNA of Phyllotreta striolata, 708 nucleotides long. The record is from the annotation of a GenBank genome assembly. Lineage: Eukaryota; Metazoa; Arthropoda; Insecta; Coleoptera; Chrysomelidae.